AUGGAUAAUUCCAUGGAUGAUAAUAAUAUCACGAAUUCUCAAAUGAUUGAUAUGACCGAAGCAACAAUUAUGAAAACAACUACUAACAAUUAUACUAAUCCUAUUGAAACAACUGUAAUCAGUACUACUGAUAAUAAUAAUAAUAAUAAUAAUAAUAAUAAUAAUAAUAAUAAUAAUAAUAAUAAUACUAUUUCUUUUCAGCAUUCUCGAGACAUUAUUAAUGAAAAAACUGAUGAUAAUAUCAAGGCUGAUAAUAUCGAUGACAAUGAUGAUAACGAUGAUGACAAUCGUAAUGAUGAUCAGAAUAAAACUGUAAUUCAUAUACUACGAUGCAAACAUUGUAAUUUUGAAUCAAUAUUACGUUCACGUUUCGAUAGACAUUUACCAUGUUCACAACAAAUGGACACUUAUCAAUUAUAUACAUGUUCAAUAUGCUUCACCAGUUCAACAUCGAAAUUAAUUAUUGAUGAACAUAGAAGAGUGCAUCAUUUGAAUACCAGUAAAGUAAGUCUAUGA
Schistosoma spindalis is the source of this 516-nucleotide messenger RNA. NCBI's taxonomy places the organism in Eukaryota, Metazoa, Platyhelminthes, Trematoda, Strigeidida, Schistosomatidae. The record is from the annotation of a GenBank genome assembly.